This is a messenger RNA of Choloepus didactylus (southern two-toed sloth), 4675 nucleotides long. RefSeq names its product CTD small phosphatase like (gene CTDSPL). Gene Ontology annotation, molecular function: RNA polymerase II CTD heptapeptide repeat phosphatase activity. NCBI's taxonomy places the organism in Eukaryota, Metazoa, Chordata, Mammalia, Pilosa, Megalonychidae. The record is from RefSeq and is a predicted model, not a curated record.
CGCUCCUCUCUCGCUCCUUCCCCCUCGCCCGCCCGCCCGCUCCCGCUUCCCGCCGCGGCUGGCCUCCCGCUCCGCCUCUCUGUGCGCGGCUCUCCCGGGCGCGGCUCCGGGGUUCAUGGUGACGAGGCGGCGGCCGCUCGAGCCCAGCGGCGGCGGGCGGGAGCCGGGGCGCGGGCCCGGGCCGCUUCUCCCAGAGGGUGGGGCCCGGCGGCGGGCGCGCUCGGGCGGCGGCGGCGAGUGCCCCCCCGGCCCGCGGCCCCGCGCCCCCCGCGCCGCGCCCCCGCGCCCCUGGCUUGCGGGGGGCCGGGCCUGCGGGCGGCCGCCGCGCCACGCACCCAUGGACGGCCCGGCCAUCAUCACCCAGGUGACCAACCCCAAGGAGGACGAGGGCCGUGCGACAGGCGCCGCCGAGAAAGCAUCCCAGUGUAAUGUCAGCUUAAAGAAGCAGAGGAGCCGCAGCAUCCUCAGCUCCUUCUUCUGCUGCUUCCGUGAUUAUAAUGUGGAGGUCCCGCCAGCCAACAGCCCCAGUAUCCUUCCACCACUGGUGGAAGAGAAUGGUGGGCUUCAGAAGCCACCAGCUAAAUACCUCCUUCCAGAGGUGACUGUGCUUGACUAUGGAAAGAAGUGUGUGGUCAUUGAUUUAGAUGAAACAUUGGUGCACAGUUCAUUUAAGCCUAUUAGUAAUGCUGAUUUUAUUGUUCCGGUUGAAAUUGAUGGAACUAUACAUCAGGUAUAUGUGCUGAAACGGCCACAUGUGGACGAGUUUCUCCAGCGGAUGGGACAGCUCUUUGAGUGUGUGCUCUUCACAGCCAGCUUGGCCAAGUAUGCAGACCCUGUGGCUGACCUGCUAGACCGCUGGGGUGUGUUCCGGGCCCGGCUCUUCAGAGAAUCAUGUGUUUUCCAUCGUGGGAACUACGUGAAGGACCUGAGCCGCCUUGGACGGGAGCUGAGCAAAGUAAUCAUCGUCGACAACUCUCCUGCCUCGUAUAUCUUCCAUCCUGAGAAUGCAGUGCCUGUGCAGUCCUGGUUCGAUGACAUGACAGACACGGAGCUGCUGGACCUCAUCCCCUUCUUCGAGGGCCUAAGCCGUGAGGACGACGUGUACAGCAUGCUGCACAGACUCUGCAAUAGGUAGCCUCGGCCUCAGCCCGCCGCCCGCCCGUGCACCCUGGAACCUCUGGGACUGCCUGGCCUCAGUUCCCCGGAGCUGAAAGCAAAGACUCUCCAUACUCCAGGCUGUGGGGUGAAUGUGGCCAGGCCUGUUUGUUUUUUAAGAACAGAAACAACUAUUUUGAAAAGAACUCUUUUAAUGAAUUUCAUAAAGGGAUAUGCAUUUUACUGGAUUUGCUUUUCUUAAAACAUACCAAAAAAGGGAAGAAAAAAAAAAAAAGCUUGAUAUCUAUCAGACUUCCUUUCACCCAUCCUCCCCUCCAAGCUGACAACUUGUCUCCUCCUAGCCCAGCUCAGUGCAGCUGACCUAACUCAGAAUCUCUUUCCUACAGAAUGAAGUGCCUUUUUGAAUGUUAUUUUAAGCUGAGAGUUAAUUUUUCUACACAACAUAUUUCCAGACAUCUUUUAGUCUUUUAUUGUCUUAGAUGCUCUAAGAAGAUAAACACGACAAUUUUCUAGAACCCGACAGUGAAUGCUGGAGGUAGCAAGGGAGGAGAGUCCUAGGGCCCUGUCUCCCAGCAGGUGUGGCUUUGUUCCGGCAACCUGUGGCAUGCUGCAGGGCCAGGCUCCUGAUCCGUUUUUUGUGACUAUGUCAUUGUCUCUGCCCCAGUUGGGAAUGUAUCCAUAAUUGCGUGGCUUAACACUUCAGGGCACGAUAGAUUCUUUUAUGUUAUUAUUAUUAUUUCUCAUGGUGACAAAUUUGUCUUGAGGUCACCUUUUGCCCUUGAAAGUGACAUCGGAUCACUUCUGCUUUCACACUACUGCCAUACUUCUGUGUGUUUUUUUGUUGUUUUUUUGUUACUGUUACUGUUUUUGGUAGAAGAGUGACAAGAAACCCUAAAACCCUUGGAUAUUAAAAAAAAAUCUCUUUAUUGAUUUUUAAAUCUUUCCUUUCCAAAAGCUGGAUACACAUGGAGCUGUUUGGGAAUUUUCUUUGCUGCUACCGUGCUGCCACCAAAUGGAAUUGACCAGCGGCUGUUCCACUGUUCUUUGCCACUGUGCCUAUGCUCAGAAUAUGCUCACUGCUGAGCUGCAGACUUGGACAGGGUCAGAAAUGUAGGCGUCCCACCCCAUCACAGACUGGACCAGCUGGGCCUCUUCUUCCUGGCAUUCAGAAGGGUGCAAAGACAAAGGGGCCGAUGUGGUGUUAAUUUUAAACUACAGUCAACGUCCGAUCCUGUGACCAGCUGUCUGUUCUCUCUAGAGAACCUGUGGCCUCAGCCUGCCACCAAACUGAUGGGGCCCAAGUCCACCUCUUGGUCUUCUCCUAUGAAGCACAGCUUUUUUCUGAGCCAAGGGUUGGGGAAGCCUGUCCAGCUGUGGGAUUCAGAGCCCCGAGCCAGGGAGACAGAGAGACUCCUUCCCCUGAGCUGGGGCUCCCUUUGCAGCCUUUCCCAGUGAGGUGUUUUUAGCAGUGCCAUGUUCUUUAUUGGACAACAAGACAGUCUAUCAAGUAUUGCUUUUAAAAAUAAUUUAAAAGAACCCUUUCAUGUUGGCACCGUUGCCUUAGUCCCUCUGUGGGUUGAGCCUCCAUCAGAGCUGUAGCCGGCUCUGUGGCUGGAGUGACUGGCACUAACAAGACUGGAAACUUAGGGUCAAAGUAAAAUUUCUCUUUUGCUUUCAUUUAUGAAAUAAUGAAGCCAGCUGCCAAUCAUGUCCUCCCAAUAGCACUUUAGUCUGUGGACUUCCAUGCAUUCAAAAGAGAAGUAAGAAUUCAGGGAAUAACCAGGUCUCCCAGCAUCCUGAGCAAGCCAGUAAGCCAAAUGCCAAUUAAAAUAUAGACAGCCCCUUGCCAGGCAUUACCACAGAUAAUGACAGUUAUACAGCAGAUCUGCACGUGCCAUAAAACUUCAUUUGGAAAAAUAAUCAUUAGUGAACCCGCUGCCUUAAAUGUCUUGAAUGUUGCAGUCAAGUGUCUCUUGUGUGUUCAAUCCACAUAGAAAUAGGCCCUGAUGAGAGCCUUUGACCUUCACCCCUGCCCCCUUCUUUGUUGGCAUCCCAGGGUAUUAUUUGGAAUAGGGGUCUGAGGGGAUUGAAAUUCUAGAAUAUUUCAGGGGAAAGAAACCUAGUGAUAGUACACCACUCUGGGCAAAUGGAGUGAAGACGCUUGACAGGCUGGAGCCAGACACUUCACCUAGUGUUUUCUGAAACCGUGGGCACCAUUGCACUAAUCCAGUGUGGAGCUGCUGGGGAUGGGGCUCGGUUCCUGCCACCGCGAAACAGAAUGUCUUGGGAGGGCCAGCAAACCCUCUGAGGGUUCUGGAAUCUGUGCACCUUAUUUGACCACACUCCAAAAUUCUAUUUUUAUUUUAAUCCUUGAUUCUGCUUUAUGUACGUAAUCAAAAUAUCUAACUAUAAAUAUAUAUAUAUAUAUAUAUUUUUAAAUCACCUACAUGUAAAUGAAGCAAUAGAAUUCUAACAAAAGGCCAAGAAAUGAGACAAAUGUUUGGGGUAUAUAUUUUUUUAAGCUAAAUACGGGUAUUGUUUUUAAUUAUUACCUUUAAUUAAAUUGGGGGCUUUAAAACCUAAUGAAACAUGUUAGCUAUUUCUCUGUGCCAUAUUCUUCCCAUGUUACCAAAACAACCCCCAACUCUUUAGCCAAAAAAAAAAGACCUACUGAGUUUCCAUGGUCCUUUCUGUACCAGGUUCAAGUCUAUCUCCUGGAUGACUAAUAUUUACCUUAAGCGCUGGGACAGGGUGCCUUGGAUUCGUGGCUCCAGCCCACUAUGAUGUUCUGCGACAUCUCUGGCUGGGCCUCGAGUGGAGGUGCCUGAGCACUCCCGAGGUUGCUACUGUUCUGUCUUCCAUUGCUCUGGAAUCCUCCAUGUCGGUCCAUGGUUUUACCUGUUAGCUGUUGGUAAACAAAUACAUUUGGGUACUGAAAAAGGAAGACCACCUGUCAUGGUCCUGGUUGGCGGGAAAGCUCCUUUGAUGUGUGCAAUUUUGAUGAGGUCAUUCUGGGGGCAUGGGGACACCCAGAUGACACUGUCUUGUUUAUGGUUGCAGCGUGGAAGAAGUCUGUAAGUCUAUAACCUGGCAACAUUUUACAAACCUGUGCUUUAAAGAUGGCUUUCUAUUUAAAUCCAGAACCACACAGCCCUCUCUGGUCAAACACUCGUGACGUUUGUGCCUCUGUUUUUGAAGGUGCUGUGAUAGACAGCUGGCAUGCCAGGGUUCGAGAAGAGGGGAGUGGCUCGACAUGCUUGCAGUUACCUGUGCAAGAUCAGCUGGCUGCCUCUGUUCCUAUUUUACUGUAAAUUCGAUCGUGUCUGUUCUGGUUCUGUUCUCCCAGGAGCUUCUCUGCAGACUGACACCCCCCAAGCAGUGGAGAUGCUGGUGUCUGGGUGGUAAUGGAUUUCUGUUGGACCUUUGAAUGUGAUGAACAAUCCAGCAUUACUUGGGAAAUAUUACAUGUAUAAUGUGCACAUUUCCAGGGGCGGGUAUUAUCAAUCAAGAGGUUUGCAAUGAUUUCCUUCCUGCCAAAAAUAAACAUUAUGAAACUGCA